Molecule: messenger RNA, 992 nt
Organism: Scheffersomyces amazonensis
Lineage: Eukaryota; Fungi; Ascomycota; Pichiomycetes; Serinales; Debaryomycetaceae
Exons: 1
Coding region: 155-958 (267 amino acids)
Biological process (GO): mRNA splicing, via spliceosome
Cellular component (GO): U2-type spliceosomal complex; RES complex
Molecular function (GO): RNA binding
Source: RefSeq, a predicted model, not a curated record
AUAUGUAUUAAAUGGACUAAAUAAAUGAUGUAUCAGCUAUAGGCGCUACCAGCCGCACGAGUGGUGCAUACACACCCAUUUUUUUUAAACUAUUGUAAAAGCAUCUUAAUAAUAAAUGAGUUAUGAUAUCCCAUACUGUAUAGAAUAGCGGUAAAUGUCUUCCCGAGCAGACUAUUUGUCGAAAUAUCUAUCUCUGGGAAAUGAUAAGGUCAGUAAGAAGAAAUCCAAAAAACAUAAGAAAGUGGAUACGUCCACUACCAAUAAUAUAGUUGUUGUUAAUGGAUCCAAUUGGACUAAGGAAACAGAACAAAGCAAUGAACAACAUAUAAAUGUCAUAGAAGAAGAUCCUUUGAAUGAAGAAUUACCUAUAAAAGUUGAAAGUAAGAGUACGAAACAAUUUAAGGGUUUCAAGAGAAUUGAUAAUGGGCAUGUAGUGACAAGUGAAUCCAGUAUUGCCGUGAUAAACAAAGAUAUAGUCAAAGAUGUAAUUGAAGACAAUCCGAAAUUACAACAACCACAAACUAUUUAUAGGGAUUCCAGAGGUAGAAUAAUAGAUAUAAAUGCUAAGAAAGAAGAAUUGGAAGAAAGGAGGCGACUUAAUGAAGAGAAACGUAAGUUUGAUGAGAUACGAACUACCGAUGAGGAUAGAAGAAAACAAGAAACUGAGUUAAAGAAAAGUAGAUCCAUCAUUACGGAUAAGUUCGAAGAUCCAUUGGCAUCAUUCCAAGAACCUGAGAAAGUGGAAUCGAAUAGCAGUAAUGCUUCAUACUCUCAAUAUAUCUAUACUAAAGGAUUAAUUCCUCCUAAUAGAUUUAACGUUCAACCAGGAAUAUUAUGGGAUGGAAUUGAUCGUUCGAAUGGGUUUGAAGAGUUGGCACUACGGAAACAGAAUGAAAACAAGUUUAAGAAACUUGAAUCUAAAAUUAAUGAAAGCUACGGAGAUUUGGAUUAUGAUUAAAUAUGUAUAUAACUUUUAUUAGUAUUACACUCUA